Molecule: messenger RNA, 1245 nt
Organism: Octodon degus (degu)
Lineage: Eukaryota; Metazoa; Chordata; Mammalia; Rodentia; Octodontidae
Product: interferon-inducible GTPase 1-like
Exons: 1
Coding region: 1-1245 (414 amino acids)
Biological process (GO): defense response; cellular response to interferon-beta
Cellular component (GO): endoplasmic reticulum membrane
Molecular function (GO): GTP binding; GTPase activity
Source: RefSeq, a predicted model, not a curated record
AUGGGCCAGAUGUUCUCUACUACUACUGAUGAAGAGCAACAAGAUUUUGUUUCCAGUUUUAAAUGUUUUAAAGAAUCAAAUAUGAAGAACAGACUUAUCCCUGAAGAAACCAUCAGGGAGAUUGAGGUGCACUUGGCCAAAGGAAAUAUUCAGGGGGCGAAUACUGUGAUUACUACUGCAUUAAAAGAAAUCAAUGACAGCCCACUCAACAUUGCUGUGACAGGGGAAUCUGGAUCAGGGAAAUCCAGUUUGAUCAAUGCCCUGAGAGGGGUUGAUCAUGAAUCCAAAGAUGCAGCUCCCACUGGGGUGUGUGAAACAACCAUGGAGAGAAACCCAUACACACAUCCUAACCUUCCCAACGUGACAGUGUGGGACCUACCUGGCAUUGGAACCACCAAUUUCCAACCAAAAGAUUACCUUAAGAAAGUAAAAUUUGUGGAAUAUGACUUCUUUAUUAUUGUUUCUGCCACACGCUUCAGAAAAAAUGAUAUAGACUUUGCCAAAGGGAUCAGAAUUAUGAAAAGGAAUUUCUAUUUUGUGAGAUCCAAGGUGGACAGUGACAUAAGGAAUGAAAAGGAAUUUAAACCAUCCACAUUCGAAGAAAAGAAAGUCUUGCAGACAAUCCGAGAAGACUGUCUGAGUAACUUUAGGAAGAAUAAUAUGAUUGAACCACAGGUCUUCUUGAUCUCUAGCAAGAAUUUAGAUAAGUUUGAUUUCAAAAAUCUAAUGGACACCCUAAUAAAUGAUCUCCCUACUCAAAAGCGCCACAUUUUUAUGCUUUCCUUGCCUAACAUUACUGAGGCAGCCAUUGAAAGAAAGCGGGAGUCUCUGAAGAAGUGUGUCUGGCUAGAAGCCUUUAAGGAUGGACUACUGGCCACCCUGUCUACCGAGGGCAUGUUCAGUGUCCAAGAUAUGGAGAAGCUGAAGGCAAGCUUAAACCACUUUCAAGUCAUGUUCGGAGUGGAUGAUUUAUCGCUGGAGCAUUUGGCUAAGGAUUUGCAAGCACCUGUGGAACAACUCAAGGCAAUCAUUAAAUCUCCCAAAUUGUUGGAAGCUAAAAAUGAAGAAACAAUGGAAAAACUUAUAGGAUUUGUGGAGAAAUUCUUUUCAAUUAAUGGAGGUCUGGUUGCUUCAGGAAUUUACUUUCAAAAAAUUUUUUAUUUGCAACUACAUUUUCUUGACACAGUGGCUGAAGAUGCUAAAGUUAUCCUUAAAGAGUCAAGUUCAAGAGGACACUCCAGAUAG